AUGUUCAGAAAAAUAUACACAAAUAUAUCUAUAUAACUCAUAAAGCAAUUAAGAGAAGUAUCAGGUAAAUUUAAAUGUUUGAAUAUUAGGUUCACCUAUCAAUGAUUGUAAAAAAGCAUUAGAAUCAACAGAAGGUAAUUUUGAGAAGGCUAUACAAUAUUUAAAAGAAAGAGGAUUGGCAUAAGCAGAAAAGAAAUUGGGUAAUUAGACCAAAUAGGGAGUGAUUGUAGCCUUUACUAAUAAUAAAGUAGCUGCUCUAGCUGAAGUAUUUAUGAAUUUAAUAUGAAUAUAGAUUAAUUGUGAAACAGACUUUGUAGCCAGAACUAAUGAAUUUUUAGAAUUUUCGACAAAUUUUAUAAAAACAAUUGUUAAUCAAGAAAAAGAUUUUAAUAGUUCAAAUAUUGAUUCUGUUCUUAAGUAAAGCUAGAAUUAAGCUUACUUUGAAACAAGCAUAGAUGACAAACGUAAAUAAUUAGUAGGAAAAUUAUAAGAAAAUAUUGUGAUUGGUAAUUUGAAUGCAUUUGUAGCAACAAAUAAUAGUAAUAUAUCUGAAUAAUAUAUUAAGGUGUUUUUGGAGUGUAUUAACAUAAUUGUUUAAAAAAUACAAUCUGUGGAUUAGGAGGUAGCGUUGUUGAAUUAAUAACUGAAUAAGGAUUAAAUGAUGUGAAGUCUUAAAUUUUAAGAGAAGGAGCCAAUAAUUUAGCUGUUACUUAUUUAGGUUUGAAACCUAGAUUCUUAUAUGAAAAUGAGGUAGCUUCAGAUGUAGUUGAUUAAAUUAGAAAAGAAGUUUAGAAAGAAUUUGUAUCUAAAACUGCUCAAUAAUAAAAUUUUAUUUUAAAGGGCAAACUUUAAAAUUAUUAUUCAGAUAAUGUAUUUGAACACUAAGAAUAUAUCUUAAAUGAAGAUGAACCAUAGACUAUUAAAUAGUAUAUAAAAAAAGAGUUAGAAGAUGUCAUAAAAGAUAAAGUCAAAAUUGGAAGAUGUCUAUAUUUAACAAUAUGAUUUUA
Paramecium sonneborni is the source of this 1007-nucleotide messenger RNA. The record is from the annotation of a GenBank genome assembly. Lineage: Eukaryota; Ciliophora; Oligohymenophorea; Peniculida; Parameciidae.